GGGGAACGGGAACGGGAAUGGGCACCGGCACCACCGGCUGGGGAGCAGCGAAUCGCGGGAGCGAGCCACGGGGAGGCUGCUCGGGCGGGCUCCGGAAGAGAGUGGGAAAAGGGAGCCUGUGUCCCUUGGCGCUGUCCCCUGCGGACAUCGAUGCCCUGGCUGGAGCUGCAGCAGGAGCUUAGGGAGGGCGGGUGGGGGCCAGGUGCUUUAUUGAAUAUCGUGUUUUCCCAGUUUUGCAGGUCACGGGGUUGGAGGAUGAAAUAAAGGACAUAACCAAAUUCAGGAAUAAGACUUUGCAGAUGGAAAAAAUAAAGGCAAGACUGAAAGCAGAAUUUGAAGCCUUGGAGUCUGAGGAGAGGCACCUGAAGGAAUAUAAACAGGAAAUGGACCUGCUGCUGCAAGAGAAGAUGGCUCACGUGGAGGAGCUGCGACUGAUCCACGCUGACAUUAACGUGAUGGAGAACACUAUCAAGCAGUCUGAGAAUGAUCUUAACAAGCUCUUGGAAUCGACUCGCAGGCUCCACGAGGAGUACAAGCCCCUCAAGGAGCACGUAGAUGCCUUGAGAAUGACUCUGGGCCUGCAGAGGCUGCCAGACCUGUGUGAAGAGGAAGAGAAACUGUCCCUUGACUACUUUGAAAAGCAGAAAGCAGAAUGGCAGACAGAACCACAGGAGCCUCCCAUCCCAGAGUCUCUGGCUGCAGCUGCAGCAGCUGCCCAACAGCUGCAGGUGGCCAGGAAGCAAGACACCAGACAGACAGCAACUUUCAGACAGCAGCCACCUCCAAUGAAGGCGUGUUUGUCGUGUCACCAACAAAUCCACCGGAACGCGCCCAUAUGUCCACUCUGCAAAGCAAAGAGCCGAUCUCGGAAUCCCAAAAAGCCCAAGAGGAAACAGGAUGAAUGAAAUCCAGGAGAUUGACAAGCUGUGUGACCUGUCCCAGUACUCUUCCAAUAGAAUGGCAAAUUUGCCCAGACUUUACUGAAUUGCAGACUCAAGUAUGACAGUCUCAUUGUUUUCUAUUUAAAUGCAAUGUAAGCACAAUGUUCCUGCUCUAAGUUCCUUCCAGUCUUUAGGAUUUGAUUUUAGGAAAGUAAAUAUUACUGGUGCUACAGUUUAACAUUUCAAUUGCUCCAUCUUUUGUACUCCUAAACAAACUGGAAUUCUUUGUGCAAGUGUCCUAAAUGUCAGGCUAUUUCUAUUGACCAAAUGUGAUCACCACAAAUGCUUUUAUGUUCUCUUUUUAAAAAACAGAUGUUACUAAAAGAUUAUUCUGUUUUCUCCUGAUAACAGGAGACUAUUUGAAGUGCUAAAAUAGCAGACUGUCUGUUUGUUUCACUGAAGAACAGUUUGUUCUCCUAUCUCGUAAGACUGGGUAGAUUUGGGUAUCCAAUGGAACUCUUUUUAAACAGGAAAUGUUCAGGGAAAACAAGAUUUGUUAUACCGAAAAUCAAUGCAUUAAGGACACACAUGGGUUUUGAUUUACUGAAGUUGAUUGUACCAUUCCCUCAAACUUGACUUAAAACUUGGAAAGGUGCUCUCUGUGUAUGAAUUUUUAAAAAUUAUGUUUUAACAUCUUAACAGGUUAUUAUUUUCAGCAGUCAGAAGACUGACUGACUUAAGAACAAGGCUGAAGUGAACUGUAUUAGUGGUCCUCCUAGGCUUUAUGGCUGACCAAUGCACUGUGGUUCUCUAGGAAACAUGUAUGAUAUAUGCCAGAUCUCUAUGUGCACAGACUGCACAUCAGCCAUUCUGCAUGUCUUCUGUUCCUGGUUUCUACAGCCAAAAUCUGCCAGACGUAUCCUCCACUGGAGCAUAGGAAAGUUCAGGAACAUGCAUGAGGAACAGUGUCAACUAAAAAUUAUAUCAUUCUCCAGAACCAA
Messenger RNA from Pyrgilauda ruficollis (rufous-necked snowfinch), 1882 nucleotides. RefSeq names its product zinc finger C4H2-type containing (gene ZC4H2). The record is from RefSeq and is a predicted model, not a curated record. Gene Ontology annotation, cellular component: nucleus. The transcript has 5 exons. NCBI's taxonomy places the organism in Eukaryota, Metazoa, Chordata, Aves, Passeriformes, Passeridae. The coding region runs from base 300 to 905 and encodes 201 amino acids. Gene Ontology annotation, biological process: positive regulation of neuron differentiation.